AUGAACGUUCAUAUCGAAGAUCCUUACGCUGCUGUUGAUGUUAUGAGCAUCAGCAACCGCUUUGACAGUGGAUCUUCCAGCAAGGCGGAUCAGGCGCCUUCAUGUUGCUUCAAAGUCAUGAGAGCAGAUCUAGAUCUAGAAGAGCCUGCACCUUCAAACUGCUUGAAAGCUACUACUAGUAUUAAUACUAGCAAUAGCAAUAGCAGUAGCAAGCUUAAGAAGACCAGAAAGACCAGGAGGAAAACCAAAAGCAAGAAAGCUCAAGAUCAAGAUUGUGGCGCAGCAAACACAUCUGAAGAUCUCUACAGUGUGGCUAGUGAACCCAUUCUGGUUGGUACUUGUACUAGCACCAGUAGCGGCGGCAGCAGAAGAAGGACCAUGGACUUUAUUCCCACCACACCCAAGAGAGCCAAGUCUCUGGAAGAGGGGGAAAAGAUCUCGACGAGCAAAACCUUCACACAGACGAGUACUAUUAAUAGUACCGGUACCAGUAGAGCUUCACAGGUACCUGCACCCCUCAGACUACCCAAGCGAAGACAACGCCGUCAGAUAAGGUGGAGUCAGUUUGACCUGGUCAUUCAGACAGGUGCCCCAAGUCACACCAUCACCGCCCCCGCCCCUGCUACCGCUACUGCAGUCAAUGAGAUGGAUGACUCCUUCAGUGUCUUGUCCUCUUCCCAAGAAUCCAUUGCGACUGCCAACAGUGCCAACAGUACCAUCUGCAGCUCCAGUACCGGUACAAACAGUUCAGCAUCCAGAGAUCCACACAUCAGUAUGCGUCUCCUGUCGUCCACGGAUCAAGGCAUUCAGCCCACACGAAAGCAGCCCGUCAAUGUACGAAGAAAGGGACGAUACAGCACUGCAGGAAGAAUCCAGCAGCAACCAAACACAAACGCGGUCAAACACACCCACCAUGACUCUUCUUCUCACAGAAGAUGGUCACAAGUCACACCCACGCAUCAUGUUCUCUGUUGCCCCACUUGCACAAACGACCUACUGGUAGACCUAGCACCGGGAUGGGAGGCGUACAACGAAGACGGAUACUAUCCUGUUCAGUGCCCACAGUGUCAUGAGGUGGCUUCCAUUCAGUGGCCCGUACACGAACAACCGUACUACCACGAACAACAGGUACAGGAACACCAAAAUCAUUCUGCCCAUAGCCGUCUUUCCAUGCUUUGUGAUGAAGCCAGCAUGCCAUAG
Messenger RNA from Seminavis robusta, 1200 nucleotides. The record is from the annotation of a GenBank genome assembly. Lineage: Eukaryota; Bacillariophyta; Bacillariophyceae; Naviculales; Naviculaceae.